Molecule: messenger RNA, 529 nt
Organism: Leptidea sinapis
Lineage: Eukaryota; Metazoa; Arthropoda; Insecta; Lepidoptera; Pieridae
Exons: 2
Coding region: 185-427 (80 amino acids)
Biological process (GO): 2-oxoglutarate metabolic process
Source: RefSeq, a predicted model, not a curated record
UUCUACAUGUUCACAUUUCAAACUUCACAUUUCAAUUUAAUAAAUUAUUAUUAUCUGUCAUCUGUGGUAUACAUAUUAUUAUUUAUUAUUAAAUUAUUUUGUAUUUAAAAGUUGUUUAGAUAUCGGAAGACGACAAUAACCUAUAUUAAAAACUUUUGUAUAAAAACUAUAAAUUUAUAAAGCAAUGGUUCGAAUUACCCAUGUAUUGUCUCGGGUCCCUGUCAUUAAAUUUCGUAAAGGCAGUGGAGCAUCAGCCCCUCGAGCCCCACCAGCGACAUCAGGAUCAGCAGCUGCACCUCAACAAACACAACCUAGUGCUGCAAUGAGUGGAGGCCCUAUAUCUGAUAUUGAUUUACCAGCUCGCUACAGAAGACUGCCUUUAUCACAGGAUGAAAUUGAUCAUAUCAAUGGCGGUGGAGUUGUUUAGUGUCCUCUGUUAAUUCUUGUAGAUUACAUAGUUAGUUACCUGUGUUAUUGAUUAUUUUGUUAAAUUUAAUUUAUUUUGAAAUUAUAUGGAGUAUUACCACUU